Molecule: messenger RNA, 179 nt
Organism: Racocetra persica
Lineage: Eukaryota; Fungi; Glomeromycota; Glomeromycetes; Diversisporales; Gigasporaceae
Source: the annotation of a GenBank genome assembly
UAAACAAGUUGACGAAUAUCUCAACGACUGGUAUGAGAGAAAAAAGAAAGAAGAGGAAGUUUGUCCUCACUAUGAUCAUAAAAAAGAAGUACUUAAGCUUAAUAAUCAUUAUAAUAAACAAAGGAUUUUUGGAACUUUAAUUUCAGCUGUUGUUAGUGCUAUUAUUAAGUAUAUUGAGA